GCUGGAGCUACUCUGCCAGGGUUUAAAAUUUUAAAUGAGAAUUAAGGGUAGUAAUUUACAAGGAAACGAGAAUGAAUAAACCAUCUCUAACCUCCAGUCUGUUUUUCAUAAGAGAGACCAUAUUAAACUUACAUGUUCUCUCAGCUGUGAUUGAUCUUCAGUUACAGAGCGUGGGAGCAGAGCCUGACCAGGUCUGAGAACAGCAAAGCAACUUAUUCCUUUCAGGACAUUCACACUAAUGUCCUAUUUCCAAACUGUUUGAAGACUGCCUCAUUCUGCCUCCGGUACCAGCAUCUUUUCUCUUCUGUGAUCAAUGUGAUUCACAGGAACUUCUUAAGUAACAAACGAAAUGAGCCAAGGGCGUGGAAAAUAUGACUUUUAUAUUGGUCUUGGAUUAGCUAUGAGCUCCAGCAUUUUCAUUGGAGGAAGUUUCAUUCUGAAAAAAAAAGGCCUUUUGCGACUUGCCAGAAAAGGCUCUAUGAGAGCAGGUCAAGGUGGCCAUGCAUAUCUUAAAGAAUGGUUGUGGUGGGCUGGACUGCUGUCAAUGGGAGCUGGUGAGGUGGCCAACUUUGCUGCAUAUGCGUUUGCACCAGCCACGCUAGUGACUCCACUAGGAGCUCUCAGCGUCCUAGUAAGUGCCAUUCUUUCUUCAUACUUUCUGAAUGAAAGACUUAAUCUUCAUGGGAAAAUUGGGUGUUUGCUAAGUAUUCUAGGAUCUACAGUUAUGGUCAUUCAUGCUCCAAAAGAAGAGGAGAUUGAGACCUUAAAUGAAAUGUCUCACAAGUUAGGUGAUCCAGGUUUUGUGGUCUUUGCAACACUUGUGGUCAUUGUGGCCUUGAUAUUAAUCUUCGUGGUGGGUCCCCGCCAUGGACAGACAAACAUUCUUGUGUAUAUAACAAUCUGCUCUGUCAUUGGCGCAUUCUCAGUCUCCUGUGUUAAGGGCCUGGGCAUUGCCAUCAAAGAGCUGUUUGCUGGAAAGCCUGUGCUGCGGCACCCGCUGGCCUGGAUUCUGCUGCUGAGCCUCAUCAUCUGUGUGAGCACACAGAUUAAUUACCUGAACAGGACCCUGGAUAUAUUCAACACGUCCAUUGUGACUCCAAUAUAUUAUGUGUUCUUUACAACAUCAGUUUUAACUUGUUCAGCUAUUCUUUUUAAGGAGUGGCAAGAUAUGCCUGUUGAUGAUGUCAUUGGCACUUUAAGUGGCUUCUUUACAAUCAUUGUGGGGAUAUUCUUGCUGCAUGCCUUUAAAGACGUCAGCUUUAGUCUAGCAAGUCUGCCUGUGUCUUUUCGAAAAGACGAAAAAGCAAUGAAUGGCAAUCUCUCUAAUAUGUAUGAAGUUCUUAAUAAUAAUGAAGAAAGCUUGACUUGUGGAAUUGAACAACACACUGGUGAAAACAUCUCCCGAAGAAAUGGAAAUCUCACAGCUUUUUAAGAAAAAUGUAAUUAAAAGGUUAAUCUAUAACCUGAUCUAAAGUGAAUUUGAAUAUUAGAAUGUGUCUGAAAAGACACUGCCCUCAAAUAAUGUUCUUUAAAAGACAAUCUUUUUUAAAGAUUCCACUAAUUUGGACCAAGAAAUUACUUUUCUUAUACUUAAACCAUGGUAGCUUACUAAAAUGACCUCAGUAUAAUACUGAUUUCUAUUAACAUUGUAUUACUGUAGAGGUAUUUUACAUUUUGAUUCUGUCUCCAAAAUCUAAAUGCACUAAUAACAGUUUAAGUCUGUAAAAAUGCUUUAUUUUUUCAUUGGUGAUAAAAGUCGGAAAUAGACAUUUGUCAUCCCUAUGCCAGCAGUCUGAUUGUGUAAGGCUUUUUGAUUUUAAAAAGAACAAAAUUAUCCAAAUAUGUUAUCCUGUGAUUUACCUUACCUAUAAAAAUUACUCAUGUUUGAUGAAUGAUUUUAAUUUUGAAAUGUUAAAAAAUGAAGUUCUGAAUGAAGGAAACUCUUAGAAAGCAGAAAAAAAAAAAAAGGUACGGAAUCAUCCCAAGGAAAUAUUUCUCAGGUUGUGACUUGUCACCAUGAAUCGGGUUUCCCGUGUGCAUUGGAUGGUCUACUUAGCACCUCAUUGAGCCAUUGCAUCCUACCUGUCACGCUGGGCUCUGCUUAACAACCUGGCUGAGCUUAUUCUUUAGUUUCUCCAAGUCCCACGAUGUCUGGAACUUUGAUUACCACUUGACAUUCGCUCUUGUGCUUUUCAGUAUGCAUUCAUAAUGAGUUAUAUUGUUAUUUAGACUUUUAACAGCGCUGGGAAAUAAAAUCAGAAGACUAGGGUUUCUUAAAUUUAGCUCACGUUAUAAUAAAAAGACAAGUUGAAAUGAAGUUCUUUUCUAAGUCUCAAUGCUAAGAACAAACUUAAAAUGUUUAUAAAAUAUAGUUUCUUUGUACCGCA
This is a messenger RNA of Carlito syrichta (Philippine tarsier), 2387 nucleotides long. RefSeq names its product magnesium transporter NIPA2. Gene Ontology annotation, biological process: magnesium ion transport. The record is from RefSeq and is a predicted model, not a curated record. Gene Ontology annotation, cellular component: membrane. NCBI's taxonomy places the organism in Eukaryota, Metazoa, Chordata, Mammalia, Primates, Tarsiidae. Gene Ontology annotation, molecular function: magnesium ion transmembrane transporter activity.